Lepisosteus oculatus (spotted gar) is the source of this 2783-nucleotide messenger RNA. RefSeq names its product chemokine XC receptor 1-like. Gene Ontology annotation, molecular function: C-C chemokine receptor activity; C-C chemokine binding. The record is from RefSeq and is a predicted model, not a curated record. NCBI's taxonomy places the organism in Eukaryota, Metazoa, Chordata, Actinopteri, Semionotiformes, Lepisosteidae. Gene Ontology annotation, biological process: cell chemotaxis; immune response; G protein-coupled receptor signaling pathway. Gene Ontology annotation, cellular component: external side of plasma membrane; membrane.
CAAAUGUGACCUUACACUGCAUUUCCUAAAUGCUGACUUCAAUUAUAAGACGUUUUAUUCCAAAAGGGAAUCCACAAAGAACAGUAUGGUGACAAAGUAAUCUUACUUAUCUUUUUAAAAAAUUCUUUAAAAAGAUGGUUGCACUUUUUUUUUUCAUUUUUCCUUAAGAGACUUUUGCCUGUUGUUGAGUCAUAGGGAUCAUGGCGAAUUAUUCUACGAUUUCCUACACUGUCACAGAGCUGCCUUGGAGUAUGACUGGGAACGUUUCCGAGGAUUAUUACGAAGACUACAGUGAUGAUGGAGGAUUGGUGUUAUUAUGUGAGGACUAUUCACCAGAAUUUGGAGGGACAUUUUCUUCGGUGUGUUACCUCUUGAUAUUUUGCUUCAGCCUAAUUGGAAACACUUUAGUUUUAUGCACUUUGAUAAAGUAUGAGAACCUGAAAAAGGUGACAAACAUUUUCAUUUUAAACCUGGCUGUCUCUGACUUGAUCUUUUCAUUUUCUCUUCCAUUUUGGGCUGUCUACCAUGUUCAUCACUGGGUCUUUGGAACAUUUAUGUGCCAGUUAUUGACUGGCGUUUUCUUCAUUGGGUUUUACAGCUGUAUGAUGUUUCUAAUGCUAAUGACAGUUGAUCGCUACUUGAUAGUGGUCCAUGCUACAACAGUAUCAUUAUCAAGGAGAACAUUCCGUGCUACAGUAGCGAGCGGCAUUAUCUGGACAAUAUGUAUUGGUGCAUCUCUGCCAGAAAGUAUUUUUACUGAAACAGCAGAAAGUGAAAAUGGUAUUUUGUGUCGCUCAGUUUUCAUUUCAAUUACUGUUGACUUGGUAGGCGUUUACAUACAAAUUAGCCUUUUCUUUUUAUUACCAUUUGUUGUGAUUGUGUAUUGCUACACCAGGAUGAUACAAACGAUUUUGAGCAGCAGAAUAAGAAAAAAGCAGAAAGCCGUCAAACUGAUAUUUACUCUCAUUACAGGAUUCUUUCUUUGCUGGGCUCCGUAUAAUGUAACUUUGUUCCUUUCUACUUUGCGAGAACUUAACAUUUCACCCCUGACACAGUGCGCUGCUGAACAAGCACUCAAUUAUGCGUUCUACGUUUGUCAUAAUAUUGCUUAUCUACAUUGUUGUCUAAAUCCUUUGUUUUAUGUCUUUGUUGGUGUCAAAUUCAGACAAUAUUUAGCCUCUAUGGUUUGUAAGGUAAAUGUACAGGAGAGAAUUAGAAGUCAGACCUUCAGCUCUUACAACAGUGCACCUAGAAUGUCUUCUAACCAGCCCGACACACCUGUAACUACUGUUUAGUCAGAAACGUGGAUUUACUUUGACAUGCCUUAGUAAGUGGUCCAUGCCAUGAAGACAUUGCUUUUCCUGUACACUGCUGUCUUUAUCUUGGACAACAUUUUGCUGGAAGCACAACACUGGCAUGUGUCUAUGGGAAGAAGAUGUGCAGACGGGCAAAAGGAACUGGAUUUCGUCUGCAAUGGGGGACUUGAUACAAGGAUUCCAAACCCUAAUGAAAAUGGACAACGUGAUGCUGGUGGAUUACUGCAUUGUACUGAAUUAUGAGGAAGCACAGUUUGCACAGAGAACAGGAGACACUUUACAUGCAAGGCGACUGGAACCAGGAACCAAGCCUGAUUUCCUGUGAAUCUUCAAACGAAUGCCAGAUGAGAUGCCAUCUAUAAGAAAUGGGUCAAAAGGCCUGUUCUUGUUUCUAACCUUUUCUGUUCUUGGGCUGACUUCCCUCUUCCUAUUUAAUGACUGGUUAUCCAUUUCACUUUUCUUGAACGCAUCAUUCAACAGUAUCUAGUGACCAUAUUCAGCGCCUGAAAAAAAAGAGAAGCUCUUUUCGGAGACAUGAAAUUUGGAUCAGAUUUUGUCAUUUUAGGAAGAACAUCGUAAAGUACUGUGCAAACUGAAGAAAACACAGCACACACAAAAACCUGCACACGUACCUGGUGAGAAUGUUACAUUUGUUAAAUUAUAUUUCAUAUGUUUUACAGCUGCCACAAGUGUGAUGUACAUCUUGUCUUACAAUUUCUAGACAAAUGUUGAGAUACACACCAAAGUACAGAACUUGAAUGAAUAAGAAAAGCUUUAGAAUUUUAGAAAAAAAUAUUCUUACCAUAUCUGAUCCUAAACAUAAAUACAUGUAUACUGUAUAUAAUAUCUGUGGAACACGUUUGAAAUAAAAGGCAUAAUGCUCAUGAUAGUAUCAUGGCUAGAGAAUACGCAAACAUUAUUUUCCAAAUUUAUUUUAGUAACUGUUUCAUCACAUGCAAAGGCAAAAAAACAAAGCACUGUAAACACUGCAAGCAGGUUGGCAGGCUCAUUAUUCCACACAAACAAAUAAGGUAAUAAAUGUUACUUUACAUUUUAUUUUACAUCAUAAAUGUUAGUAAUAAAGUACUUCUAAAAAUACAACUGUUCUUUUUUUAAGAAAAAUUUAUCAAUUUGUAAAUGAUUGUUUUCGCUGCCUUUGUGAAUGUAGAAGAAAUAAAUGAAAAUGCUAUUACGUGUAAUUAAAUAUAAAAGGUAAACAAGUUGUAGGGCAUCACAAAUAUGAGCACAUACCCAAUGUUCAACUUAUGUUCAACUUCAACAGUUACUACUUACUACUGAUAAAGUUUUAGGAAGUGUGCUUAAAACAUCAAGUGUGUCAAGAAUGAACAACGUUAUGUAUGGCUAAGUGAUCGAAAUCCGUUUUCUAUUUUGUGUGUGUCUCGAACGUAAAUAACAUCGGUUGAUUUUUUUUCUUAAUUUUCUAAAUAAACCUAUCCAAGUUUGUAA